Molecule: messenger RNA, 1722 nt
Organism: Scleropages formosus (Asian bonytongue)
Lineage: Eukaryota; Metazoa; Chordata; Actinopteri; Osteoglossiformes; Osteoglossidae
Gene: slc1a7a
Product: solute carrier family 1 member 7a
Exons: 11
Coding region: 1-1722 (573 amino acids)
Biological process (GO): L-glutamate transmembrane transport
Cellular component (GO): plasma membrane
Molecular function (GO): glutamate:sodium symporter activity; neutral L-amino acid transmembrane transporter activity; L-glutamate transmembrane transporter activity
Source: RefSeq, a predicted model, not a curated record
AUGGCACUGGCGCUGGACUCGACGUGGGUUCGGGUGAAGAAUGUGUGCAAGCAGAAUGGGCUCCUCAUCCUCUCUGUGCUGGCCGUUGUCAUCGGGUGUCUCCUGGGCUUCUUCCUUCGUGCUAAACACCUCUCUGAGCAGGAGGUGAAAUAUUUCCAAUUCCCAGGUGAGCUGCUAAUGAGGAUGCUGAAGAUGCUUAUUCUGCCUCUCGUCGUGUCCAGUCUGAUGUCUGGUCUGGCUGCUUUGGAUGCCAAGUGUUCCAGUCGCCUGGGCAUCAUGACCAUCUCAUACUACCUGUGGACCACCUUUGUGGCAGUGGUGGUGGGCAUCAUCAUGGUUAUCAUCAUACAUCCAGGAGGUGCAGCACAGAAGGAGGACUCAGAGGACAGUGGCAAGCCCAUUAUGAGCUCUGCCGAUGCUUUGCUUGACCUUAUCCGCAACAUGUUCCCAGCAAACUUAGUUCAAGCUACUUUUCAGCAGUAUCGAACCAGGAGUAUCCCCAUCCUGAAGUCUCCUAAGCCCACCAUCAGCCAGGACCCAACAGAGACCGCUACUCGGCGAGUCUUCGUUUAUGGCAUUCAGGAUGACAAUGGCACAGACAUUCAGAAUUUCUCCUUGGAUCUGACACCUCCCCCAGAUGUCAUUUUCCGUACGCUCCCUGGAACUAGCGAGGGCAUGAAUGUGUUAGGCAUUGUCAUCUUCUCAGCGACUAUGGGUAUAAUGCUUGGCAGAAUGGGGCCAAAUGGCAGUGCUUUGGUCAACUUCUGUCAGAGUUUGAAUGAAGCUGUCCUGAAGAUUGUUGCCAUUGUCAUCUGGUACUUUCCAUUUGGCAUUGUGUUCUUGGUUGCGGGGAAGAUACUAGAGAUGGAUGAUCCUUCAGCUAUGGGAAAGAAGCUGGGCUUCUAUGCAGUCACUGUUGUGAUGGGUUUGGUACUGCAUGGUCUUUUCAUCCUGCCUGCCAUGUACUUCUUCAUCACCAAGAAGAGUCCCAUUGUCUAUAUUCGUGGUAUCCUGCAAGCCCUGCUCAUCUCACUGGCCACCUCCUCCAGCUCUGCCACACUGCCUAUCACCUUCAAGUGCCUCCUGGAGAACAACCACAUUGACAGACGAAUCAUUCGCUUUGUGCUGCCUGUUGGAGCUACCAUCAAUAUGGACGGCACAGCACUGUACGAGGCAGUGGCCGCCAUCUUCAUUGCACAAGUCAAUAACUACGAGCUGGACUUUGGGCAGAUUAUCACCAUAAGUAUCACAGCAACUGCAGCAAGUAUUGGUGCCGCAGGAAUACCUCAAGCUGGACUGGUCACCAUGGUGAUUGUGUUAACAUCUGUAGGACUGCCAACCGACGACAUCACUCUUAUCAUUGCUGUGGACUGGGCAUUGGACAGGUUUCGGACCAUGGUAAAUGUAAUGGGUGAUGCCCUUGCCACUGGCAUCAUGGCACACAUCUGCAGAAAAGACUUUGUCAAAGAAGGAGAAGAGGUUCCCCUGAUCUGUGAAACCAAACCCUUAAUAAGCAUUCAGCAAAUGAUGACCUACCAGAAGAAUGGGCGUUUCCAACCCCCACCAGGGGUAAAGCCAGACCACAUCCCACCCGAAGUGGCACGACUCAUUCAGUUGGAGGAAGGUGUUCGGCCAGCCGAGAAGAAGAAGUCCCCAUCUCACAAGAGGGUCGACAGGGACCACUGCUCCAUUGACAUGAAUGGCCUGGAGACUAACGUAUAG